Messenger RNA from Diorhabda sublineata, 968 nucleotides. Its product is annotated as dihydrofolate reductase. Gene Ontology annotation, biological process: glycine biosynthetic process; folic acid metabolic process; tetrahydrofolate biosynthetic process. Lineage: Eukaryota; Metazoa; Arthropoda; Insecta; Coleoptera; Chrysomelidae. The coding region runs from base 250 to 813 and encodes 187 amino acids. The transcript is spliced from 4 exons. Gene Ontology annotation, molecular function: dihydrofolate reductase activity; NADP binding. Gene Ontology annotation, cellular component: mitochondrion. The record is from RefSeq and is a predicted model, not a curated record.
GGGACGGUUUUUCCCAUACCAACUGUCCAUAUAGGAGUAUUACAUAAAUGAAAUUACCAUAUACAGAGGGUUUCUUUUGAAAAAAAAAACAAACAAAAGAGCCUGUCGGCUAGGGUAUAAAUGAUUUUAUCAGUGAACGUGAUAUGUAUUUUGCUAGGUGUCUAUCUUAGAAUAAGGCCAAUAAAACGAAGAAGCAUUAUUACCAAAAACAUUCAGCAAGUUAGGUUAAGUUAAAGUAAAAGCGUUGCUAUGGCGCUAAAGUUAAAUGUAAUAGCUGCAGCUUGCGAAAAUAUGGGAAUUGGUAAAAACAAUAAUUUACCAUGGAAAUUAAAAACAGAAAUGGAGUAUUUCACUAAAAUGACCACCACCACACGAGAUCCAUGUAAAAAGAAUAUUGUUAUCAUGGGACAUAAUACUUGGAAUUCGAUUCAUAAGAAAUUUAAACCAUUGAAAGGUCGAAUCAAUUUUAUAUUGUCUCGCUCGGAUUUAAAUCUAAGGGAUUAUGGUGAUGUAUAUGUCUUUAAAAGUUUUCGUUCCUGUUUAGACACAUUAGAAGGACCUGAAUUUAAAGAUAUUUAUGAAAGAAUUUGGGUUAUAGGUGGAAGUCAGGUUUAUAAGGAAGCUGUAGAAUGUGAACAUUUUUAUCGUCUUUAUCUAACUAAAAUUUUGAAAGAAUUUGAUUGUGAUACAUUUUUCCCUGAAUUGCCAAGUGACAUGGAAGAAGUGAAAGAUGACUCUGUUCCAGAAGGUGUGCAAUCAGAAGGAGAUAUCAAUUUUACAUUUAAUGUUUAUCAGAAUAUGAAAUUUAAGUAGUAUUGGAAAAAGCUUUUUGUUACCAAGAAAAUUUAAUAAAAAUAAAUACUUUUUGAAAUUGAUUUCUUUUGUGUUAAUAAUGAACAAAACUGUUGAACUUGUUUUUUUUAAUGCCAACAGCAUACUAAACCUUAGGUUCCUUAAAAAUAUAUUUA